Molecule: messenger RNA, 6091 nt
Organism: Loxodonta africana (African savanna elephant)
Lineage: Eukaryota; Metazoa; Chordata; Mammalia; Proboscidea; Elephantidae
Gene: INKA2
Product: inka box actin regulator 2
Exons: 2
Coding region: 170-1048 (292 amino acids)
Cellular component (GO): nucleus
Molecular function (GO): protein serine/threonine kinase inhibitor activity; protein kinase binding
Source: RefSeq, a predicted model, not a curated record
GUCCCGGUUUGUGAGCUGAGGCUCGACUCUGCGCUGCGAGAGGCGCGGGGCGCAGAGGUUAACAACCCGCCGAGCGCGCGGUUUCUAGUGGAGCCGGUUGUUCCCACCCGGUGACUCUCUGGUGGAGCGGAGCCCAGCAAAUGGGCGCGUAAGGAAGGAGAGCAGGGAGAUGGACUGCUAUUUGCGUCGCCUCAAACAGGAGCUGAUGUCCAUGAAGGAGGUGGGGGAUGGCUUGCAGGAUCAGAUGAACAGCAUGAUGGGCGCGCUGCAAGAACUGAAGCUCCUCCAGGUGCAGACAGCUUUGGAACAGCUGGAGAUCUCUGGAGGGGAUCCUGCCCCACGCUGCCCUGAAAGCCCCUGGACACAGCCCAAGCCUCCUCGACUGGAGGGUGGUAGGGGCUCUGCCAGGCCUUCGGCUGGCUCCCCCUUCAACCAACCUUCUCUUGACAGCAGUGCCAAGUUUCCACCCCACAGGAGUGUCUGUGGGAGGGAGGUGGCCCCCCUGCCCAGGACACAGCUGCCAGAACACCACAGCUGCGCCCAGCAGUGGCCAGAGCGUGUGGAACCGGAUGACUGGACCUCCACACUGAUGUCCCGGGGCCGGAAUCGACAGCCUCUGGUGUUAGGGGACAACGUCUUUGCAGACCUCGUGGGCAACUGGCUGGACUUGCCAGAACUGGAGAAGAGUGGGGAAAAGGGAGAGACUGGGGAGGCUGGUGAGCCCAAAGUGGGAAGGGGUCAGCCCCGGGAGCUGGGCCGCAGGUUUGCCCUGACAGCAAACAUCUUUAGAAAGUUCUUGCGUAGCGUGCGGCCUGACCGGGACCGGCUGCUGAAGGAGAAGCCCGGCUGGGUGACACCCAUGGUCUCUGAGCCCCGAGCCGGACGCUCCCAGAAGGUCAAGAAGCGGAGCCAUUCCAAGGGCUCUGGACAUUUCUCCUUCCCAGGCAUCAGGGAGCCCAAACAAGGGGAAAGUCCCUCCCCGAGUUGCCCCAAGGCCCUGGAGCCCUCUCCUUCUGGCUUUGAUAUUAACACGGCUGUUUGGGUCUGAAUCCUAGAGACAGAAAGUUGACUGGACCUGAGAGGGCCAGGUGGAGAUGCUGUGACCCUGGAGAGGAUGGUGGGAGGGCAGUAUCGUUUCAAAAGCCCAACUCAGAGUUCUUUUCCCCAAGAAAGGAGAGAGAAGGGCAGAAGCCGGUCCCUAGUCUCCAAGCAAGAGCUCUGGUGCAGGGCUGACAGCCUGCGAUUAGGAGAGGCUGUCGCAGGGGCUGGCUGGUGGGUAAGGUCAGAGUUCAUAGACUGUGUGUUUGUGUGUGCUUGUUUUGGUGCUGGAGGUGACAGCAGAGACCAGACGGGGAGAGGAGACCAGGGAACCCCCCCCCCAACAUUCCCUCAUUGCCCCCAAAGACUUCAGUUGAACAUUCUGUAUGGAAAAGUGCAUUGGGGCCUCAGGUUCCCCAUAGAGGCCUUCAAUAAAGACCUCGUCUUUGGUGUCCCUAAUCUUACAAUGUUUGCUUCCCUGGCAAGACAUGAUAGUGACCCUCAGCCCUCCUGGGAGUUAGAGCGGCAGUGAGCCUAAGUCCUGCCUCCUACCCUUUCCUGCUGCCUUCGAUUUCAGCCCAUACCUGGACCCAGAGAAAAAUGCCAAACCCAUUGCCAUCGAGUUGAUUCCAACUCAUGGCAACUCCAUGGAUUACAGGGUAGAACUGAGCCCCAUAGGGUUUUCUUGGCUGUAGUCUCUAUGGAAGCAGCUCACCAAGACUUUCUUUCAUGGAGCCAGUGGCUGGGUUCCAACCCCGUGCAAAUGGUAUGUGCCACCCAGGGACCUAGAGAAGCACAUGACUCCUUAUGCCAACAAAACCCUUAUAUAGUCUUCCUAAAAGCACAAGGGGAGGAUUGAUACAUUUGUUGAGCGCUUGAUGCUUUUGAAAGCCCUUUCAUUUCUCCAUUAUCUCAUUAGUUAAGGGGCAAGUAAGGCAGGUAUUAUCCCCAUUUCCCAUCCUAAAGGAAAUAAGCCUAGAUUGGCUGCUUGUCAAGAUCACACCACUGGCAGGGGUAGAACUGUCCAGGCCUGACUCCAGAGCAGAAGCUGGGCCCUGGAGUUACACACACACCUACUCCAGCAGGACAUAGAACCACCACCUUCCCCCUCCAGCACCCAGGAAACUCCCACUCAGAACACAAGCCAAUCCAGUUGCCGUUGAGGCCAUUAUGACUCCUGGUGUUUCAGAGUAGAACUGAGCUCUGUAGGGUUUUCCAUGAAUCUUUCGGAAGUAGAUCGGCCGCCUGUCUUCCGAGGUGACUGGGCAGAUUUGAACCACUAACCUUUGGCUAGUAGUCUCGGGCUUAACCAUUCGCCCACCCAGGGACUCCUCCGGGUGGGACAAAUGAGAGCCCAGAAGAAAUCCCCAUUUUUUUUUUUUUUUUCUAACUCCUAGCUCCAUUACACAGCCCCUACCCGACCUGGGCGCAAGCUCUGGCCUUGUCUUCCCUCACCCAGAAUCAGCCAGGGCUGAGGGGGCAGGGCUGGGACAGCAGCUCAGCUCCCAGCAUCAGUGGCGGCAGCUAAAGCUUUUCUAAAGCCUCUCUGGGCACAUGGCCCGGGGUAAAGGGCCCACAGAUCCAGGGGCCCUCCUCUGCCCGCCCACCUGGAAGCUACCAUCCAUCCCACUCCAGGCAGGGAACGCCCACUGGCUGGGAAAAGACAAUGUGGGUCCCUGUUUGGGCUGAGCCAGCCUUGUAGGGCACUCCCUUUACCCUCCCUUCUCCCACUUCUGGCUGAUCUCCCCUUAGCCUGAUGGGGUAUGACAGCUGCAAUUAGAGGCAAGAAGCCUUCCUGGCCUCAGAGCAUUAAUAGCAAAUUGAAGAAGAAAAAUAAGAAGAAGGAAAGCUCUUCUUCCUGGAUCCUGGACCCCCAGGGGCGGAGAUGGAGGAAGGAGGCUUAAGAGUGAGCAGCUCCACAGCUCUAGUUAGGGGUGGGGAGUGUAGCGGCAGCGGUUAAGGGCCACCCUCAAAUUCCCACGCAAGGAAACGGUAGGUGUUCAUUUUUGGUGAGAGAAGCUACAGGAAGGAGAAAAGGGUGCCAAUUUUUUAAAGCAUCCACUGCUUGCCAGGCAGUGUGCACAUUAUCUCUUUCAAGCUUCAGAAUGACCCCAGAAGGUAUUUUCUUUUUGCACGGCACCUAAUAGCAAGAACAACAAGGGUCAUGGAAGUGGCCCAGGAGCAUGCUGUUAGUAAAGAAAAGAACUAGAAUUUGAACCAGAGGGUUGUCUGGCCCCCAAGCCCUGGUCCUUUCCUCUCUUCUCCCUGGAAUUUGCCAACUGAGCUAGCCCUUUCUGGAAGAGCAAGACUUUGCUCAGCCUUUGUGUCUUUCCACAGAACUCUUUGACAUUUCAGUCUGGGUGAAGGCUUCUUGGCUGUGGCUGCCUUUGGUGGCGGUGAUGUGUGUGGAGUGUGUGUGUGUGGAAUGUUCUUGUGAAGAUUUCAUCUACUGCUGUACUGAUUCGUGAGAGGAGCAAGUCCUGGGCCGUCCAGCUAAUUUUUCAAAGUGGCGCCAGCUCUGAAUCUGGAGUGAUUCUAUAGGAAACCAAGUCAGCUUGUGGCCAUUCAUCUGCAACUGAUCUGUUUUGUGGACACAGCGGUUCAGAUCAAUUGAACAAACUUUUGUGAACACCUCCCAAUGCCAGGCAUCGUGCUAAGAACUAAGGACAGAGUGCUGAAAAAGACCUGGCUCCUGACCUCAAGGAGGAACAGCGGGAAAGACAGAAGCAGGCUAAUAAACUCAACAGUUAGUCAGAAGGAAUUCAAAGCAAUGAAAACUCAUUUUUAAUUAGGGCCAGAACAAAACAAUUAGGAAGUGAUAUUUGCUGCCAACCUAAUUUACAGGUGUUGCACACCUUCACCUUAGUGUUAUUUCCUUCUCAAACUACACCCUGUGAGUGUUACUGUGACUCUUAUUUUACACGGGGUAGGCUCACAGAAGUUAAGCAACUUGCCCAAGUUCAUGUACUGGCAGAGCUGGGAUUGAAACAGCUCCAAAUGACGUCCAAGCUUCUGCUUUUUGGACUGUCCCACAAAUUGUCCAUAUCUUCUCCAAAGCCAAAUCAAAAGGAAUAAGAACAAAACCUGGUCCCACCCAGAUUGUCCGUGCCCCUGCGUGGAUAAAAAAUGGAAUGCGGACUGUCCGUGGAGGUUGAUGUAAUGCCCCACCCACCACGUCAUGCUCUGUUAAAGAAAGAUUGUGGCCAAUUCAUUCACCCUUCCAUAAUUUUUACUUUUUCCUCCCCUUCUGGGCUCCUUCGGUGACAAUGACAGAGACUUGUAUUUAUUUUACUGAAGCAGAGAGAAGAGGUGAAUGGGAAUGCUUGAGGCCUAAGUGAUGCAGGAAAGUGUAGGAGGGGGCGGGCAGAAGGAGAGUGUGUAUGGCGGAGAGAUAGUGGAAGUCAGCAGACAGAAAUUGACAGCUUAAUUCUGCCCCUGGGGCUCAUUUUAUGGUUAAUUAGGACAUGCAAAUGAGCUGGAAGCUCAUUUAAUACCUUGCCUGGCAUGCAACCCCGCCCCACACCUGACCCACUUCUCUGACAGGUACAGGAGCCCCUCUCUGCUUAAGCACCUGCUUCUUUGUGACCCUGGGGCUACAAUGUGUCUUUGGAUGGUUCUCAACCUUAGGCAGAGCUGGACAAAGAUUUCCCUCUGGGCAUGGCCUGUGGAGCCUGCUAGGUCUCCCUCUUCCGCUUUUCUUCCCAACCUUUCAGACCUGGGACCUCUUUCCUGGAGGGUACAGGACCCCUCGCCCUCAAGCAGUUCCCCUGUGCCCCACUCCUCAGGGUCAUCUUGCUCUGAGGAAUAGAGACCUGGUUCAGCUCUACCCUCACCCCGUCCCCACCCUCUCCCAGAGCCUGUGUGGGUGGGAAGGUGGGGCGCUCCUCCAUCUUUCCCACAUCAUGCCACCAUUUCCACGGGUCCUAGAUAAAAGCACAGCCUGUCUCUGGGGAGCAGGUGAGCUCCAGGGCAGUUAAGGCACACCUGCCAGCACCACGAUGCGUGCACCGGACUGAGAGUUAGCCAGGAUUUGAGACCCAUUUCUGUCACUGGGCAAGCCUGAGCAUGCUGCUUGACCUCCCAGCCUCGUUGGCCUCAUCUGUGAACUGGGGCUAAGGCAGGCCUGCUGUGAGAUUUCAGGACACACAGCCCCUCAGGGGCAAGCACACUGCCCAGAACACAGCAGAAGCUCAGUUUACACCUGACUCCCUGCCCCCCUUAGUGCAGGCAGGAACCAUGUGACCCAGGGCGACAAAAAUGCUAAAAAUGCAUUGUUUCUCUGAGGGUCAGUCUCCUCUUCCGUUAUAAAAUUUACACUGGCCCUUAUGACCUCACAGGGUUGUAGUCGGGGCCAGAGAAGACAAUAGGUGUGAACAUGUCCUUGAACAUUGUAAAAUAUUACCCAGGUGCGCUGUGAUUAUUAUAUGUCAAAUGGCGAAUAAUCGACACUUUUCCCUGGAGGGAUGAUGUAUAUGUAUGGGUAUAGGGACUGGGAGGGGGUGGCAGUGGAAUGGAGAAGGGCAGCACUGUGGGCUGAGCUGGAGAGAUGGUGCCUUAGGACCCCACUGCCUGAGGGGCUGCUCUAGAGAAAAAAUCCUGCACCCUCCUACCCCCAGCUCACCCUCAAAUUCCUGGCAAAGAAUAAAGAGUUGAAUAAGCCAAGUCCUGAUGGUUUUGAGAAGAAUCAGCAGCCACUCCACCUCUCCGGCGUCUACUCUCUGUUCUUCAAGGCCUUAGUUGCUAGAGUCCCUGCCAGGUCCUAUACCUCUCUCUUCCUCCCUUCCCCCAGCGACCCUGGGGGCUGAUGGCCUAAAGGUCCUUGUGGUGGGAACUUAUGGACUGUCCUCUUAAAAUCCACUCUGUAAAGCCUGACCCUCAAGGGAGGGCUGAGGCAGUGCUGCCAAAGGAAGGCCACGGACCAGGAAGGCCUAGCAGGCCUGGGGGUAGAGGGCAGGGCUGCUGGUGUAAGAACCUCAGACCGCGGAUUAUCCGUACCAUUACUAGGAUGUCUCCUGCCUUCCUUUUGCCUCCUCUAAACCCUGGUGGUGUAGUG